Molecule: messenger RNA, 780 nt
Organism: Centruroides sculpturatus (bark scorpion)
Lineage: Eukaryota; Metazoa; Arthropoda; Arachnida; Scorpiones; Buthidae
Gene: RpL13
Product: 60S ribosomal protein L13-like
Exons: 4
Coding region: 88-738 (216 amino acids)
Biological process (GO): translation
Cellular component (GO): cytosolic large ribosomal subunit; ribosome
Molecular function (GO): RNA binding; structural constituent of ribosome
Source: RefSeq, a predicted model, not a curated record
CGUGUAUUCGCCAUUUUGGUAAGUAUAAUUUUAAUCCGUUUUGUUCAGAAGUAAUAAAGGUCAUCUAAUAUUUUUAAAAAGAACAUCAUGGCACCAAAACGAAAUAAUAUGAUUCCCAAUGGCCAUUUCCAUAAGGAUUGGCAAAGAUAUGUCAAAACUUGGUUUAAUCAACCAAUGCGUAAAAAGAGGCGUCAUUUAAAUAGAGUAAAGAAAGCACGCCGAAUUGCACCCAGACCAGCUGCAGGUCCAAUUCGUCCUAUAGUGAGAUGUCCAACGUUUAGAUACAAUUCCAAGCUUCGUUUGGGAAGAGGUUUUAGCCUUGAAGAAUUAAAGGCUGCUGGAAUUCAUAAAAGAGAAGCUAGAACCAUUGGUAUUUCUAUUGAUUACAGAAGAAGAAAUAAGAGUGUUGAAGCAUUACAACAAAAUGUUCAGCGAUUAAAGGAGUAUAAAUCCAAAUUAAUACUUUUCCCAAGAAAUAUGACUAAACCUGGAAAGAAUGAUGCUAGUGCUGAAGAAAUAAAAAUGGCGACUCAACUGCAAGGAGUUAUAAUGCCUAUCCAUCAGCCAAUUAGGAAAGAGAAAGCAAGAGUUCCAAGUGAAGAAGAAAAGAACUUCAAUGCAUUUAUUGCAUUAAGGCAAGGUAGAGCUCAUUCUCGCCUGUGGGGAAAACGACAGAAGAAAGCAAAGGAGGCAGCGGAAAGUUUGGAACCUCCUCCACCAAAAAAGAGUGCUGAAUAAUGUACAAUUUACAUAAAAAUAAAGACGGAAUAUUGAAGUGUA